Lampris incognitus (smalleye Pacific opah) is the source of this 4279-nucleotide messenger RNA. RefSeq names its product epidermal growth factor receptor substrate 15-like 1. Gene Ontology annotation, biological process: endosomal transport; endocytosis. Gene Ontology annotation, molecular function: calcium ion binding; cadherin binding. The transcript has 24 exons. The record is from RefSeq and is a predicted model, not a curated record. NCBI's taxonomy places the organism in Eukaryota, Metazoa, Chordata, Actinopteri, Lampriformes, Lampridae. Gene Ontology annotation, cellular component: clathrin coat of coated pit; plasma membrane; cytoplasm. Bases 10 to 2517 code for a protein of 835 amino acids.
GCAGGAAACAUGGCGGCGCUCAUGACUCUCAGUCAGUUAUCGAGUGGAAACCCAUCUUAUGAGAAUUAUUACAGACAGGUGGAUCCUGGAAACACAGGGAGAAUAUCGGCUGGGGAUGCAGCUCUGUUCCUCAAGAAGUCAGGGCUCUCAGACAGUACACUAGGAAAGAUUUGGGACUUGGCUGACUUGGAGCGAAAAGGCUAUUUGGACAAGCGGGGUUUCUUCAUAGCUCUGAGAUUGGUGGCCUCAGCACAGGGCGGUAAUGAUGUCAGUCUCAGUAACCUUAACCAGACCUUGGCUCCACCAAAGUUUAAUGACACAAGCAGCCCGUCGCUAAGCAUAUCAUCAAUAUCAACGGACGGUCAGUGGGCUAUAAGGCUUGAUGAAAAGGGGAAAUUUGAGGGUAUCUUUGAGAGUCUGGGCCCUGUCAGUGGUCUACUCUCUGGUGACAAAGUCAAGCCCGUGUUGAUAAACUCCAAGUUACCUCUGGAUGUGUUAGGAAAGAUUUGGGACCUGAGUGAUGGCGAUAAAGAUGGACACUUGGACAAAGAGGAGUUUGCAGUGGCUAUGCAUCUGGUGUACCGUGCCAUGGAGAAGGAGCCUGUCCCUGCCACUUUGCCUGCAUCCCUUAUCCCUCCUUCCAAGAGGAAGAAGACCGCAGGGGCAUUGCCAGGCGCAGUGGCUGUACUGCCUGCUCUGUCUGGGCUCACAGCAAGUCCCAUCCCACUCAAAGAGACCCUACGCUCCACGUCAUCCCUGGGCACCAUCGGCCUCACCACUGGCACCACAGGCGGCACCCUCUCCCCGAAACACUCCUUCAAAUCUAGCUCACAGGUACCGCAGGCAUCGGUGAACUGGGUCGUUCCGGUUGCCGACAGGGGGCGAUACGAUGAAAUCUUCCAGAAAACAGACACGGACAUGGACGGUCUGGUCACUGGCACGGAGGUCAUCGAGAUCUUCAUGCAGUCCACCCUCCCCCAGACUACACUGGCACAGAUAUGGGGACUGGCUGACACCAAGCAGACAGGCAAGCUGAGCCGUGAGCAGUUCUCCCUGGCUAUGUAUCUGAUCCAGCAGAAGGUCACCAAGGGCCAGGACCCUCCCGAGAGCCUCACCCCAGACAUGAUCCCCCCCUCGGAGAGGAUUGCAUCAGGCUCAUGCUAUGCGGGGCUUAUGACUGCUGUGGGACCUGCUGCACUAGCUAAUAUGCGCAGAGACAGCACCAGUUCCUCGGGGUCAGCAGAACUGACGGGCAUCAAAGAGCUGGAUGACCUCAGCCAGGAAAUAGCUCAGCUGCAGAGAGAAAAGUACACCCUGGAGCAAGAAAUCAGGGAGAAGGAGGAAGCCAUCAGAAAGCAGAAUAGUGAAGUUCAGGACAUGCAGAAGGACCUGGACAGGGAGAACAGCAGCCUGCAAGACCUGGACUCUCAGAAGCAGGAUGCUCAGGAGCGGCUGGAGGAGAUGGACCAGCAGCGCUCCAAGCUGGAGGGAAUGCUCGACGACAUCAAGCAGAAGUGUCAGGAUGAAUCUCAAAUGAUCUCAUCUCUUCAGAGUCAGAUCCACUCGCAGGAGUCGGACCUGCAGAGUCAGGAAGACGAGCUGAGUCGCACCAAGGCGGACCUGAGCCGGCUGCAGGAGGAGGAGGCUCAGCUGGAGCAGAGCCUGCUGGCUGGCCAGGUCGAGCUGGACAGCAUUGUCAAGUCGCUCAAAGCCACCCAGGACGAGAUCAACCAGGCUCGUAGUAAGCUGUCCCAGAUCAAAGACAACCAGCAGGAGGUAACCAAGACCAUUGAGCAAUACAACAAGGCUUUAAAUGGCAUCAGUGGAGGCAGCAUGACUAACCUGGCUGACAUGACUGAAGGUUUCACUGACAAGGAGAAUGGAGGCUUCAAAGGCAUGGAGGAUUCCUUCAAGUCUAAGAUAGCCAAGUUCAACAACAAUGCUCAGGAGCCCCCGGCUGACCCCUUCCAGAGUGAGGACCCAUUCAAGUCGGACCCCUUUAAAGAUCCAUUCGGAGGAGAUCCUUUCAAAGAUAGCGACCCAUUCAAAGGGACGUCUUCUGAAGACUUCUUCAGAAAGACAGACAAGUCAGACCUGUUUGGAUCUCCCGACCCCUUCAGUAAAAAACCCACCCCGCCAGCCAAGCCGAGUGCCUUUGGGAGCGGUGACCCCUUCACAUCCAGCAGCCCCAAACCAAAAGAUUCAGAUGUGUUUGGGACAAUGGACCCCUUUGGUAGCAACUCUUUUGGAGGCAAAGGCGGAUUUGCCGACUUUAGUAAGAUGUCAAAGAAGCUAGACAACCCUGUACUCCCACCAAAGAAAAAUGUGCCUAACCGACCUGCACCACCUUAUGGCUCUGAACAUGUCAAGUUUGGAAGUGAGAGCCUGCAGCUUGAGUGGGCCAAGCAGGAGAGCGAACGCGAGGAGGAGGAGAGGCAGAGGAGGCUUCGUUCCCAGGAGCAGGAGGACCUGAAACUAGCUAUCGCACUCAGCAAGGCCGACAUGUCCAGCGCCUGACCAAGACAACCCCCCCUUCCCCCCAGCAUAAUCGUCUUUCCCUCCAACCCAUAACCCCUCCGCAGACCGAUGACGGCAUCGACACCAGCCCGGCAUGAACUUACUACCACUCAAUGUACGCAAGUAGCGUCUCUCCAGCCAUUGCUAGACUCCCAUGAGGACUCCACAUUUAGCAGACAGUUAACGCUCAGUGCUUCCCAACUACAGGGCAUCUAUAAUCAAGGGCAAUUCAGAGCCACGGGAUUUAAGCCCGGCUGUAUCCUGUGUAGAACAUAGUGAUUUCAUGCAACAUGAACCAAACGGCAACUUCACUACAACCUACAUCUAGCUCUCUGUUGUUCUGCAGCUAACUACCGUGUCUCGUUCAUAUGCCUUCUCAUUGCAGAAAAAUUAUGUUUUAAAGAAUAUUUUAUUUUGUUUUAUUUAUAUAUAUAGAUAUAUAUAAAGGUAAUAAUGAAUCUGUGGUUUAUGAAGUAUCUGUAAAUGCACUGUAUAAACUGUAUUAUAACCUUUCAUUUCUUUGAAACACUCAUAUCAGAAGUCUGACCGUUGAUGGUUCCUUCCCGACUUCAGGUGCAUGUCUUUCUUCAGCCUUAGGAGCUCUUAAAGUUAAGAGAGAUCAGCCUCUUUUUUUUUUUUAACUGUCUUGACAAUGAAUUGCCUUAUGCGCCAUCCUUGAUGGACUUCAAAACUACGCCAGUGGAGCUUCCAUGAUCUGAGCAGUAACUGCUUGGUUUUAAAGCCUUGUCUCGUGUGUCAUCGUAAAAGUCUUUUAUUGUUGUGUCUUUUAUUUGUUUUUGGCCCUUAAGUACAUUCAGUGCAGAAAUCCUAACAAUUCCACGAUAACACUCAUGUAGAGAAUGAUUGAUCUGACAGCAGACCAAGGCGAUGCUUUGGGGUUCCUUGGAGAUUGUCUUGACAUUCCUCGCCCUGUCACCACCUCCCCUGUGCCAGCAGAUGACAGCUAAUGAAUCGAUAAUCAUUUAGGGUUACAAGCGGUUUUCCCUCGGCUAUUGGUCGUACUACAUGAAGGCAUUGUUGUGUCAUUAGCCGUCAAUAAUUAAUAAUAAAUGAUGUUUUAUGACGUUUGGAUAAAGUUCACUCCAGCAGGCGCGUUGUUACACUACCACUGCUUGGCCGGGGAGCGGCAGUGUGUAUUUCUCCAUUUAAAAUGCAAUAACAUGCAAUAAGUCGGGUUGCUUUCAUCUUGGCCCUCGUUCUUAUUAUACUGCCUCCAAAAACUGAAUACCGUGUAAACCUUAUUGUUUCCAGUGGUGCUGUUAGACAAGGUUUGCUUCUAUUUACACGCAUUGCAAUAUUAAGCGAGACGCAGACUGAGGGCCUGGUUGUAUACUUGAAAUUUCUUACUUGUUUGUUUGUUAACACACCAAAUCAACCGGCAUGCCAUCUGCAUUCAUAUUUAUAUAUAUAUAUAUAUAUCCUCCAACCAGCUUGUGGGAAAAGUUUAAAUGCUUUACAGAUUUCCAUGCUUGUAAUCAUACUAUUGUCACACUAAUCACAUGUUAUCAGGCACAUAUUCUCCUCUUCUUCUUCUUCCUCCAGUGGUUUAAAAUGGUUACAGUGGAGCGUAUGGAUGUGGUGGAGGUUGCACUUUCUGGAGGUGCAUGGUGCAACAGCUGCCUUACUCAUCCACAACCAGUGUGUCUACUACAUAUGUACUACAUAAUACAGCUGUGAUUACAAACUUACUCUGACUUCCUCAACACUGUAGUAACCAGUUGCAAUAAAGGCAUUGUGAUAU